Molecule: messenger RNA, 1081 nt
Organism: Panicum virgatum (switchgrass)
Lineage: Eukaryota; Viridiplantae; Streptophyta; Magnoliopsida; Poales; Poaceae
Exons: 1
Coding region: 92-679 (195 amino acids)
Source: RefSeq, a predicted model, not a curated record
CCGGUCCGGUCCGGUCUGGUUCGGUUCCCAUUCCCGAGCUCACCGUGUGUGCGCCUCAGCGCCUUUCUGCUGCUGCUGCUGCUGCUGUACGAUGAGCAGGGGGGAGAAGGAGCAGCAGCGCGCGGCGGCGGCGGGGCAGUGUCGCGGCGGCAACAGCGCGGUGGCGGCGCCCCCGAGGCGCGGGCGGUGGUUCGACGAGGAGCCGCCCACCACGACGACUGCGGCGGCGGCGGGGCGCGCGGGGUGGAGGUGCCGGUCCUGCGCGGCGGUGGCGAUCGCGGACUGCGUCGCGCUGGGCUGCUGCCCGUGCGCGGUCGUCAGCCUGCUGGGGCUGGCGCUCGUCAAGGCGCCGCUCGUUGUGGGCCGCCGCUGCGUCGGCCGCCUCAGGAGGCGCCGCCGCUUCCUGCUGCACAAGAAGCGGGUGCGCGACGUCGCCGCCGCCGCGGCGGCGACGACGAUAACAGAAGCGGCGCGCGACUGCGACAAGGGCGCCAAGGCGGGGACGCCUCCUCCGCCCGGCGCGGGCGGGACGGCGGCGGCGGACGCCCCCGGCGCGGCGACCGCGCCGGCGCCGGCGCCGGGCCAGGACGAGGCGGCGGAGCUGGCGUGGCUGGACGAGAUGUACCGGGUGGGGCACUGGGGCUUCGGCCGCGUGUCCUUCUCGGGGAAGACCCCGUGACCGUGAAUGCGCCGCCGCCGCCCGCCCGCCAUUGGGCUAGCCGCCAGCCGCGCGCGGCGCACUGGGAGCCUGGGAGGGGAGCAAGUCCUCGUCGGACGUAGUACGCGUCAAACGUGCGGCGCUGCUGCAUGAUUGGUGCGCCGACGGCACGUGGCUGCUCUGAUUUGAUGCUUCAUUUUUUUUUUGUAGGGGCGGGGUAGAUUUCAGGUCGGGCUUGUCGGGUGCACGGCACGUUUGGCGCCUAGUUUGGGCCCGGCCCUUUGGGUUUGGUAGUUCUUCGCUGCGGAGGUGCACGGCCUGUUAGGGUGAUUGAAUUGGCAGCCUUUUUUCCAUGCACGGAUCACACGAUGUGAAGUGCCAUUUGUUCCGUGCGGAAGGGAAAACAGAAGUUUCAAUGGAAGA